AUGAAUGCGCGCAGGGCUCAUCAAUUUGUCAGAAGAUGUCUUCACAACAGACCGAAGUGCGUUCCAGAUGGUGAAGGCAGAUCUGACAAAGUUAGCUGGGCCAACAGCGUUUUUGGGAACUACGUGCGACGUAUUGUCGAGCCAACAUUCUCGAGCAUAGAAAUGUACCUCUCCGAUCAGGGAGCAGAUGUGGAACAUACGGCGAAACACACAAGUAAUAGGAAUGAAUACGAGUAUCUGAAUCUUCGUAAGACGGCCGACAUCAGAAUACUAAACUCUAGACCAUAUACCAAGAAUACAUAUAUCGGAACUUGGAAACGAAGUAAGGACACUUUGAGGCCUCAUCACGUUACUCUUCUGAGUUCAUAUGUUGUCAAUGGAACUAUAGACGAACUUCCAACAAUACUAGAAUUCUUGCUGAGGACCAGAUGGUUUACCAAUGCUUCUAUCUUACUCAACGGGGCAGAUAUGAGUUUCAAAGACUUUUUAGAUUAUAUUAACGCACUCUUGGUCCAGCAAUUCGAUUCAGACUGGUCAAGAAAAGAAUUUCUUAGGCAUCUUGUGCGUGAACUUUCAAACCCACGGAUACUUCUUCAAAUAGACAGAAAAGAUCUACUGGUUGAUUUAGAGCUUGCGAACCAGUUGGAGGACAGAUAUUUGGAAACGGAUUAUCCCUUUGAAAUAUUGCAACUCCACCUGGAACGGAUUAGUAACCAAGAUGGGAGUGAUAUAAUUGAAAGUACCAAGCUGAAGCUUCUGAUUCGAAACAUUAAAGAAAAUGUGCCUGAUCCCAAACUUCAGGUCAAAGAGUUCUUUCGUGUGGCAGAGACCUUCGAGCAACUUUUUGCUAACGCCCCUGACAGCGUUGGGUUUUUUAUUCUGGCAUGUGUACCGCAUAUGGAGAAGGACACGAGAUGUCGCUACUUUUCAAGCGCCUUUUUUGAGUCCUUCCUGAUGCUCCAUAUUACAGUAAAUGACGUGAGAAUCAUUCUGGAUAAGCUCAUACUAAACGAAAAACAAUUACAAGAGCUUUGGGAGUUUUGCAAAUCACCAGAUAUGUGGCUUCAGGGACAGUUCUUUCAACAUAGGUACUUCAGUAAACAUAUCACGGACGAAGCCUUUUCCAAGUUGCCCCCAUCGAUGCAGAGAAUAUUUUUAACUGAACUCUCAAAGGUAGCAGGAGAUGCCAAGGAAUUGCAAAGAAUUUUCGCUCUUGGAACAUGCAUAUGUGACGAAAAGGAUAGGCAAGCUAUCCUCCAAAAUAUUAUCAAGCGCGUGACUACAAAGCAUGUCAACUCGACAGAUGAUUGGCUGCAAUUACUAAAAAUGCUCCUUGAAUUCGCAGAUAAAUUGCCCUCUACCGUGAUUUGGUAUAUGACCACUUUUGGAGCUUGUUCCGCCAAAGUUUCACCCAGCAGCUCUCAUCUAAAACAUCUUGUUGCAAUACUUGAGCAUCAAAGCAAUUCGUAUGGACUUCUCUUGAUGAAUUUAGUUUUACGUUGGUUCAUAACACUCCGGCCAGAAGCUCCUGAUAGAGAAAGAAAAAGAAUACUUGGCGAUCUGUUUGCCAAACCACUGGAUAAAGUGAAAGACUUACCACCAGAAAACGAAAAGAGAGUUGCUAACUUCUACAUAUUGGGUUCGAAAGUUCCCAAAGUCGUGCCAUUUGGUUCCGAGCACUUAAUCAUUAUACGCAGACAACUGAAGAAACUGGACAACGAUAGCAUUUCAUACAUUAUCGGCAACUACGUUGAUAGCUUAUUCACAGAAAAGAGCUACACUCACCAAAAAGUUCACAAAAAAGUUCGGGGGGCAAGCUUUACGAUUGACAUACUGUUUCGUCUCGUUUUGGAUAAAGGUCCUAUGAAUUGGGAUUCUUUUGUGGAGACUAGCUCAAUUCUUGACAAUUAUACACUCUACAAGUCACUGAAUUUUCAAGCUACAGAUUCAAACACUCGGCGAAGUUUGAUCAAAGUCAUGGACUCCACAGUUGAUGGCUUAGCCGAAAACCUCUUGACAGGCUACGUCCCACGUUAUAGAUACAUUAAAGAUGAUCAAGAAGAAAUUGGGCUGGAAAAGCUGAAGCUUGUGUGCUCAAAACUAGAAAACGAGGGCUAUAUCACCGAUUGUUCUGAUCAUGUAAAAACCAACAGUAUGGUGUCGCGCGAGGACGCUUUGGAACAAGUUCGAUUGCAAGCUACCGUGCAUGCCAAAAUGCGGAUGGUGCAUUCCUUACUCUCAACCAAUCCACAUCUAAUUGACAAAGUGCUUGAGAAAUAUUACAUUGAUUAUAGUACGGAUAUACCGCCUGCUCUGAUUCAUCAGAUGAUGAUCUGCAUUAUGGAGUCAGAGUUCAACUUUUCAGAAAAACUCAAAAUUUACAGGUAUCUCGAGAAAUUGGCAUUGAAGCUGGUUCCUAACUCAAUUAACUACGCCAAAUAUCAGCGAGGAAGAAGAGCAGCAGAAGUAUUGAUCGACAAGCUCAUUACCGAUUCGUGGAAAGAGGGCUACGAUCAUAAAUUGCUGAUUAGUACGCUAACGAAAAGACCACAUCUUUUUAUAGCCGCCCGAUCACGUAGGUGGUCUGCUCUGCUGAAAAACAUGAAAAUUAAAGAAGACGGAUUUUGGAAGGAAAAGCACAGAUAG
Molecule: messenger RNA, 2646 nt
Organism: Ogataea haglerorum
Lineage: Eukaryota; Fungi; Ascomycota; Pichiomycetes; Pichiales; Pichiaceae
Exons: 1
Coding region: 1-2646 (881 amino acids)
Source: RefSeq, a predicted model, not a curated record